UGAACACCAUGUUUGGCACUCGCAGAGCCCUACAGUCCCGGUUACGCAGCCUAGGAUCUCAGUCUCAGCUGACAUUGCGACUCAAUGCUCAGAUCUCAAGAAGCACCAGCACUAUAACCCAUCAAUCUGCACCUGAGAGAUCGAAGUGGCCGCGACGACUGAUCUAUGCCGGAAUCUUUGGUGGCCUCGGGGUCGCGGCAGGGAAAUGGAUGGAUAAUAAGGUUUCUGCACCGGCAGCGCCAGAAACGACAGAAGAUGUCCUAAAACUGGAGGAGAUUCGUCGAGUAUACGAGACUGGGCUGCCUAUCGUGCAGGAGCUCCGAAACAAUCCGGACUAUGUGGAAGCGGACGUGUAUGGGAACUAUUCUGAGGAGGACAAGAAGCAGAGAUUUACAUCUGGUCCAUUGAAAGGGAGUCGGGGAUUAGCGCUGCAGAAAGUCUUUUGGAACGACAAGGAGCGGAAGGCCGUUAGCGUUGUCUAUCUCGGGAAUGGCCUCGAAGGAUGGCCGACUGUUGUCCACGGCGGAGCUCUUGCCACCGUAAUUGAUGAGAAUCUAGGCCGUGUCGCAAUCCGCCAUUUUCCAGAGCGUACAGGAGUUACGGCAAACCUUGAGAUUAAAUACCGCGCUCCGGUAUAUUCGGGCAAUUUCUAUACCUUCCAUUCUACCAUCGAACGAGAACGUACCACGGAUAGCAAGGCUUACGUGAUGGGAGAAGUACGCGACCCAGUUGGAAGAAUUUGUGUUCAAGCAUCUGCCCUUUUCGUUGUUCCCAAGAAGUAUAAACUUGAGAAGAUUGGGGAGCGGUACUGAGAUGCAAGAGUCCCGAUAUUCCUAUCUGUUAAAGGAUCUUUAUUUGACUCGACGCCUUAAUUACUGAUGCCUUGCUAAUGCCUUACUAUUUU
This is a messenger RNA of Aspergillus pseudotamarii, 904 nucleotides long. Its product is annotated as PaaI family thioesterase. Lineage: Eukaryota; Fungi; Ascomycota; Eurotiomycetes; Eurotiales; Aspergillaceae. The transcript is spliced from 2 exons. The record is from RefSeq and is a predicted model, not a curated record. The coding region runs from base 9 to 812 and encodes 267 amino acids.